This is a messenger RNA of Porites lobata, 7793 nucleotides long. The record is from the annotation of a GenBank genome assembly. NCBI's taxonomy places the organism in Eukaryota, Metazoa, Cnidaria, Anthozoa, Scleractinia, Poritidae.
AUGUCUAGAGCAGGAAUUGUCUUCUUGAUAAUAUGGAAUAUCAUUCUCCAGGUGAUAGACUGACGUUUUAUGAUUUAAAAACCAUAAACUGUAAGACACUUUGUCUUUAGCUUAAUCUUCAUUUUCAUUUGUUUCAUGUUGUGUUGUAAGCUUCAAAUGUAACAAUUAUGUACUUGAAAUACUAAAAAAUAAAUCAUGCUUUAAAUUUUAUAAUGUUUCCAACAUUUCAAGCCCUGAAGGCCCAGUGUACACUUACCUAAUCUUUUUUCCGAUAUAUUUUUUUUAUAUAUUGUUUACUAGGGUUAUGCAGAAGCUACUUGUUCAAUUUCGUGUUUUAAUGGUGGCACAUGUAUUGCCACUCCCAGUGGACAGUCUUGCCUCUGUGCUGCAGGGUUUACAGGUAGUGACUGCUCAGUCAACAUAGAUGAAUGCUCCACACACCCAUGUAAUAACAAUGGAACUUGCAUUGAUCAGGUAUGCAAAGUUAGAUUUUGAUAGUUUUUCUUUUUUUACUAAUUCCUUUCUUCUACUAUCAGCAACAUAAAGUAUUUAUUAUUAAUGUCACUGGGGGCCAGGGGAUGAGGAUUCCCCUUGGCUACUAAUGACCCAUGGCUUAAUAACUUAUAUAGUAAACAAAAGGUAGAAACAAUCAAAAUGACUUCAUAACUGUUCCAUUUCCCACCUUUUUAUUGCACAAUAAUACCCACCAUCUUGAAAUCUUAGUUUUAUUAAAUAAACAGUAAUCAAUUGGAGGCAGAUGUAGUAAAAAAUUGCUUGACUAGAGAGUAUUGAUUUCUGUGACCAUGAUUAUAACAUAACUUUUGUUUGAUAAUUGAUUUUUUUUCAGGUUAACUCAUUCCGUUGUCAUUGCCCCAGAGGAUUCACUGGAAUAAUUUGUGAGACAAAUAUAGAUGAUUGCCAUGGAAACCCCUGUAGAAACGGGGCUACCUGUCAAGAUCUUGUUUCUGACUUCCACUGCCACUGUCUGCCAGGUUUUGUGGGAAAAUCCUGUGAGACUGAUGUUGACAACUGUGCUGGCGUGCCUUGUCACCAUGGCAGCACGUGCACUGAUCAUGUGAAUGGAUUUUCUUGCACCUGUCUCGCUGGCUAUACAGGAAGUUUGUGUGAAAUUAACUAUAACGAGUGUGGCAGCAGUCCGUGCAGGAAUGGAGGAAUCUGCGCUGAUGGAGUGAAUGGAUACUUGUGUGUUUGUAAGGCAGGUUACACAGGACAGAACUGUGAAGUGGACAGUGAUGAUUGUCAACAAGCACCUUGCAAGAAUGGUGGUAAGUAAUUCAGUAAAACAAUUCUUUGGGUUUCCUCCAAAGAAGAAGACAUAUGGUCUAAUAUCUCUGUCCAUCUAAAGAAUGUUAUAUUUCUGAUAAACAACUUACAAAAGGAGAUAUUAUUAAUAUAAUUAACAUUAUUCAAAAAAAAUAAUAAUAGAGUGAUAAAAAUAUUUGUUAUCAAAAUCUUUUGCCGGCCAGACUCAUAUGAAUAAGUGGAUAGCCUAUGGCCUGUUAUCAGGGCUCAAAAAAAGUCCUGUCCCAGAGUCCAGGACAACUUGAUUUUCUUGCUGGGCAAACAUUAAACUUUUACAGCGCAGUCAUGCCCAAUGGGCAAGAGUGCAAGCAUGUGAUCUUCUAACGUUACUAAAUCUUUCAAGACUAAGACAAGCAAAUAGUGGCACCUGGCAAGCAAAAUGUGACAGCUGCAUGCCCAAAGCUGGAAUUGAAGUUUAAGUUUCUUCUUGAUGAUUUUUAUUCCAGGAACAUGUUCUGACCUUGUGAAUGAUUUCCGCUGCAACUGUGCAGUUGGUUUUCAAGGUGCUACCUGUGAAGUUGACAUUGAUGAUUGCCUACCUGCUCCAUGCGACAACAAUUCAACUUGUGUGGACUUGAUUAACGGAUUCUCCUGCACUUGUUUGCCAGGCUAUACUGGACAAAGAUGCGAACUUGAUGUAGAUGAAUGCAGAGAUCACAAGUGCUUGCACAAUUCUGCUUGCAUUGAUGAAAUCAACUCUUACAGGUGUUUGUGUAAACCUGGUUAUACUGGGCAGUUUUGCGAAGUGGAUGUUAAUGAGUGCAAUGCUCAUCCGUGUCAGAACCUAGGCUUGUGUGUUGAUCUGGUAAACAACUUUAAAUGUGUCUGCCAAACGGGAUUUAGAGGGAAGGAUUGUGCAGUGAACAUCGAUGAUUGCGCACUCAGCCCCUGCCAUCACAAUGGAACAUGUGUUGAUCUUGUCAAUGAUUACAAUUGCACUUGUUUAAAUGGCUAUACAGGAAAAGAUUGUCAUAUCAAUAUUGAUGAAUGCACAGAGAACCCCUGUCAGAAUGGGGCAACCUGUAUUAACAGGGCAGAUGGACUAGGCCAUGAUUGUAUUUGUCCUAGUGGAUUCACAAGUGCAAAUUGCUCAGUUGAUAUUAAUGACUGUUUACCUAAUCUUUGUAAUGGAGGCGUGUGCUCUGAUUUGAUCAACAACUUUAUAUGUGACUGCUCUGGAACCUCUCCAGGAAGAACUUGUGCCGGUACAGUGGAUGUGUGCAGUUCAUUUUCAUGCUGCAACGGAGGGACUUGCAUCUCCAAUAAUUCUUCAUAUCAGUGCAUUUGCCCUGAGGGAUUCACUGGUAUUGACUGUGAGGUUGAUAUAAAUCACUGCCAAUCACACACAUGUCAGAAUAAUGCAACAUGUCUCAAUGGUAUAAGUAAUUAUACUUGUGUCUGCAUUAAGGGUUACACUGGCAAAAGAUGUGAAACAGAGAUAAAUGAAUGCCUUGGUAAUCCGUGCAAGAAUGGUGCUACUUGUGUAGACUUGGUGAAUGGCUUCCAGUGCAUUUGCUCUGCAGGUUUCAAAGGACAUACAUGCUCUGUAGACAUAAAUGAGUGUUACUCAUUGCCUUGUUAUCACGAUGGGAUUUGCACAGAUUUGGCGAAUGAUUUCAGUUGUUCCUGCAAGCCAGGAUUUAUGGGUAGAAGAUGCGAGAUCAACAUCAAUGAAUGUGGGUCUGUGCAGUGCCUACAUGGUGGGUUUUGUGUGGAUGGCAUUAACAACUUUGAAUGUUUAUGUAGUCCUGGAUAUGGUGGAACUCACUGUGAAGUGAACAUUGAUGACUGCGCACGUCAGCCUUGUAAGAACUCAGGCAACUGCACUGACUAUGUGAAUAACUUCCAGUGUGCGUGCCCGCCAGGUUAUACAGGGCGACAGUGUGAAGUUGACAUUGAUGACUGUGCCAGUCAGCCAUGCCAACACAACUCCUCAUGUACUGACUUGGUGAAUGGUUUCUUGUGUAACUGCCCUGUGGGUUACUCAGGUAUCCACUGUGAAACAGAUAUCAACGAGUGUCUCACAAAGCCAUGUUUUAAUGGAACAUGUCUUGACCAGGCAGGCAGAUUUGAGUGCGUCUGUCAAGCUGGUUUUACUAGUCAUCUUUGUGAAGUCAACAUAAAUGACUGCGCUCAGUCUCCUUGUCUAAACGGGGGCAGCUGCUUUGAUAUGAUUGAAGACUUCUUUUGUAAGUGUCCCACUGGGUUUACAGGAAGAACUUGUGCAGUGAAUAUUGAUGACUGUUCUCUUCAGCCUUGUCAGCAUAAUGGCAGCACGUGUGUGGAUGGUGUCAAUGCAUUUAGCUGUAUUUGUGCAUCAGGAUAUACAGGAGUCAAUUGCUCUGUUGAGAUAGACAAGUGCGUCCCUUCACCCUGUCACAAUAAUGCUACCUGCACCAAUGAAAUAACUGACUUUAAAUGUUGGUGCCCAUCAGGAUUUAAAGGUAGGAUUCUGUGUUUUCACCUUUUUUGAUAACCAAGUUUAAAGUGAUAAUGUUGCAAGCUUUCUUUACAUUACAAAAUGAUUAAGUUGCACUUCCCAAAUACCGACACCAAAGGGACAGAGCGUAGUGUCUGUAUUAAGGAGGUGUCCAUUAUCAUAGAGAUAACGAUCUCUGGGACUAAUACAGCUGUCCAUAACGGAGAGGUAUUCCUGUUAUAGAGAUGCUUGUAAGAAAGGUUUCACUGUAGAGUUAAUAAACUUCGUCUUUUGCUCAGAAGCAAAAUGAUACUGCAGCGUGUCACCAAAUGACCUGCAAGCAAUCUCUCUUUUUCAGUGUUUAGCAAAGCAGGCAACAAACCUGCCAAGAGCCAGGGAAAACCCUUUCUCCCCUUCCCCCAAUCCUCACUCGCGUCUAUUCUUGGGUGGCGCAUGCUGGUGACUUCUCACGAUUCGCAUAUCCCUACAUGAAUGCAACCUUUCGCCGCCGUUUUUCCCGAUCCGACUGACCGCCCUUGGGUCUCCGAGGAUGAGAAGAGAUUGCCAGUAGACUAGUUACCAAAAUACUUGCAGAAAAUAUAGUGCUGUUGUCCAAAAGCAAAUGGGCCCUGUUACGAGCUCCCCACUAUCUAUCGAGACGUUUUGUCACGUGAUUCGCAGUAUAAAUCACGUGACAAAACGCCCAAAUAUAUCUAAAAAGAUUCCGCAAUGGAAUGGAAAGCUUGUGUGUAAAAAGUUUUUUCCUAUCCUAUAGUGUAAAUUGACGUCGUUUAUUAUAUAUGUAGUAAAAUAAAACAGGCUGAAAUGUCAUUAUUUUUUUUAACUUGGUGAUUUAGGUCGCUAUUGCGAAGUGAAGGAAAGCAUUUGUAUCUCGUCUCCAUGCCAAAAUGGUGGAACUUGUCUUGACAUCCCAGGAGGAUUCUACUGCAUCUGUCCACCAGGUUUCAACGGAAAUACAUGCAACGAAACAAGAGUAAUUGAUAAAUGCGCCAGCAUGGUAUGUUUACAUGAUGGCAGAUGUGGCCAUGUUGGAAACCAAAGCAAGUGUAUCUGUUCUGAAGGUUACCAUGGAAAACAUUGUGAGUUGAAAACUGACAGGUGUCAAUCAUCUCCUUGUCUUAAUGGUGCUACAUGUGUUGAUAAUGGUGACCUGGUGUUUUGUAAGUGUCCAGUCGGGUUUGUCGGGAGACACUGUGAAGAAGGUGGGUGGAAAAUUUUUCUUAUGGUGCUUUCUCUUGAUAAGCAGAGUAACAAAUGAUAAAGCGAAAGCACGUGGAACGGACUGAAUGCGACUUCCGGUUCUUAAAUUGUUGCUUUGCCAUUGGUCAAGCUCGUUUAAGAUCUGCGCGCCCUGUCAUUACUGCCGUCACGUUUUCAUUUCUGAAUCUGUCUGAUAUGACAGGAGAGGCGUCCGCAAAAUUCUUUGAGAUGUCUGAAAUAUAGUUUCUAAUCCCCCGCUCUGUCGCCGGUGAGGAGAACAUUCUCACCCAACGCGCGACUUCAAUCAUACUAUAUUCAACCCUCCCCCCCCCCCCCCCCACUUCUUACAGGACGUUCCAAAAUAAUCUAACUCCAGCCAUCCCCUCCCCACAAUUUUCCUGUCCAUUAGGUCGUAAUAAAAUUACGCCCACCCUUACGAUCUAUAACUGAACCGCACACGUUGAGAACCAGAUUAAGUUAUAGUCUAAGUACUUUAACCUUUAUAACCGUUUGUGGUUGAAACGCGUUUAUUUUCAGGUUAGGCUCUGGUGAUGGACUUUCAUACCCGAUUAUAUUUCUUUUUGGCUUUAGCGCGGGGCAUUACCGCUUGGACGGUUGGGGUACAGUUGUUCUUACGUCAGCAGUGUUUCCUUCAAUGCAUUUCUUUACAGGCUUUGACCACUGCAUCGUGCGAGUAGCAGACAGCAAUCUAACAUUCCCAUCGAACAUUUGUGGACCUCACGGAGCAUGCGUUAGCCGCCGUACUGGAUUCCAGUGCAUAUGCCAUGCGGGAUAUUCAGGCCUUCUCUGUCAGUAUGGUAAGUGGGUUUAUAUACAGUCUUUUAUGUUGGUAACAGUGGAAGCGUAGAUCGAAGGUGCCCAGAGCAGGCUGCAAGAUUAUUUUACUGAUUUCCUCAAAAAUAUCACAAAAAAGGAAAAUGAGACUGCGAAAUUAGAUUCGUCUGCUUACCGUCCUUUUUUCCAAAUCCCGAGUUUAAAUACUGUAUUUUCUCAGCCUUAUGCCCCUGAAAUUAACAUGACAGUAUGUAGCUUUUCCGUCUUUUUGUUGAACUGUUAUUUUCUUUUGCAGAAAUAAACGAGUGCUUGUCGAAUCCGUGUACUGUGGGAAUGAAGUGCAUCGAUGCAAUUAACCAGUUCACCUGUGUGCCUCUCAGUGAUUACAAUAAGAUAGCUAACGGUCGUGAGCUGAUAUCAGGUAUGGAUUGAUGUGUGAUUGGUUGUGAUGUGAUGAAAGGUAAUGUGAUGUGAUGUGGUGAGGUGUGAUAUGAUUUAAUGUGAUGAGGUGUGACGCCAUGCGAUGCGAUUCUAUGUGGUAAUGAUGUGAUGAGAUAUGAUGAGGAGUGGCGUGAUGAGGUGUGAUGUGAUGAGGUGUAAUGUCAUGUCAUUUGAUGUCAUGUGUUGUGAUGUGAUGAGUUUGGAUGUGAUGAAAUGUGAUGUGACGCUGGAUUAGUGCAGGGCUGUUUUCUGUUCAAGUUACGCUCAACUGGCUUCUUGACAGGCUGAAUCAGACAUAGGGUUCGUAGGUCUAAAUUGACACCCAAAGGCUACAGGCAAGCAAAUUUUACCAUUUUUCUAUGAAGACAACUGUUCUGGUCUGUUUUUUCCUCCAGAUUCGUCCACCAAGCCUUCAUAUCUCGUUCCCGUCAUCGUAGUUGCAGUUGUAGCCUUAGUAUGUAUGGCAGUUCUCCUCGCAUUUAAACUGAGGGUCGGGAGACAGAGAAACGGGCGAAUGAAGCUCACAGAGAAACAUGCUGACACGCUACCGCAUCCCUACCCCGAGGAAAAGACGUUUGAGAACCCCAUUUACCAGGUUAGCAAAAAACGAGGAGUUUGUAACUUAAAUGCAAAAGAAAAUAAUUAACAAUUAUUCCUCGAGCCCGAAUGGGCUCUGAGUCUAUUGACCAGAGGCCAUGAGGGCGAGAGGAAUAAGUGUUUUAGUAAAAUCCAACUAGUUGGUCAAAAAUAUCGAGAAUAAAAAACUUUUAGCUAGUUAAAGCUAGACUUUAAUCCUUUUUUGCCGCCAAAAGUCCGCGCUUUUCGCUACUAGUGGGCUAUAACAUAUAGCCGAGUAGUAGCUCAACCAAUCAGAACGCGGCAUUGAUAACAGACCACUAGCUGGAUUUUACUAAUAAUAAUUAGUCCAGGCUAACCCACAAAAAGGGUGUUUCUGAGUUCCUGCGUGAGUGCGCAAUGGGCAAGGGACCAGGCAAGUCAUCCUCAAGCAAAAUCUUUAACUAAGACGAGCAAGAAGUGGUCGCAGGCAAUCAAAAUAUGAGAACUGCUUGCCCAAAGGACAAGCUGGAAUUCACGGGGUUUUUUUUCAAGCCCUGAUUAUUGGGCGUUUUCUCGUCGAACUUGCUCUGAAACGCUCGCUGAGCAGUCUGCCCAAUUCCUUUCUAACUCAUACCCUGAGGUAAAAGUAAAAGGAAUUCCCUUUGAUGAAAUUUCCCUUAAUAACUUUCAGCCAUGUGAGAAGGUGAUAGCUGUGGAGUACCAUGACGAUGUUGACGCCUUAGAGGCUCUGAGACUUCACAUUGACCAGGAGCUGAUGGACCUCUCCUUCACAAGUGAAGGAGGAAGCUUGGGAACUAGAGAUUUGAAGAAAACCACUUCAGCUCCAGAUCUCCGCAAUUUGCAUCUCACCGUCAAGGACUUGGAAACCAGCAGCGUGUGUUCUGUGGAUGAUUUGUCCCCAAGAAACUCCCCAGGAUCUGUAGGAGCAGUGCGCGAAAAUGGCAGCGCGUCUCGAGAUGGUAAUGUCAAAGGAAAUAUGAAACAAUCCAAAGAAUGGCUUGAUACUUUUCUUUAA